Drosophila rhopaloa is the source of this 6395-nucleotide messenger RNA. RefSeq names its product gamma-aminobutyric acid type B receptor subunit 2 (gene GABA-B-R3). NCBI's taxonomy places the organism in Eukaryota, Metazoa, Arthropoda, Insecta, Diptera, Drosophilidae. The record is from RefSeq and is a predicted model, not a curated record. Gene Ontology annotation, biological process: gamma-aminobutyric acid signaling pathway; G protein-coupled receptor signaling pathway. Bases 838 to 4740 code for a protein of 1300 amino acids. The transcript is spliced from 11 exons. Gene Ontology annotation, cellular component: G protein-coupled receptor heterodimeric complex; membrane. Gene Ontology annotation, molecular function: G protein-coupled GABA receptor activity.
CUCGUGGGUUGCACGUCGCAGUUGCUAAAACCCGGGACUUAAAAACACUCGAAAAAUCUAAGACUUCGUCGUCGUGCGGGAUUCGCCUGCCGAAACUUCAAAGCAAAUAACACAAAUUAAAUUAUGGCUUAAAUAUGUAUGAAAUGCCAAUAUAUUGUCAUUUGUGUGUGCCAGUGCUAGUGUGUGUGUGCCCUGUGUCGUAUACGCAAUAUUUAUGAAUGCAAUUUCCCACGACUGAGCAGAGACAAUACUCGUAAGCCAAGAUUAUUGUGCCUGCGUAUCGAGCAUACUAGCCAAGUGAACCCGAAAAAGCGGAUCUGCAUUGUCUGUGGUUUUCAGAAUGAACUUAAUUCUACGAAAAUCAUCCAAAAGACCUUCGAAUAGUGAUUAGAUUGAUUGCUUUAUUGACUUUGACAAUUGUUGACUUCUCGGACUAUAAAUACCAACAGUUCGUGGUGUAAUUUUUUUCCGUGUCACCCAAUCCUGUCAAUCGGACCCAUCGACAAUCUCCUCAGCAUUGCAUACUUUUAUGGUCGAAUACUUUGCGGAGUGAGUGUGUGGGAGGCAGCAGAGCAAAAAGAUACAAAAUGCGAGCAAAAGUGAGGCCAAUAAAAAGGCGAUAAAAUUGACGCCGAUACAGGAGGAAGGAGCAGAGGGACGAGUGCGAGUGAGAGGAAGAGGAAGCGAGGCGAUAAGCGUAUCCUGUCGGCAGAGUGCAUAAAAAGGAGAUAUAUAUUCCGGUGUCCUGCGUGUCUCGUGUUUGUUGCUGCAGCCUCUCUGAUAGCCUGCGAUUCAAAUGCCUUGGUGAUUAAUGGGCCAUUGGCCAUUGCCGACGGGAUGCGCAUAAUUCAACCGGGCCCAAGGACCAGAUACGGCCAAUGGCCGGCCGUAGGACUUCGGUUACUCCUGGCCCUUGCCUGGACCACGGCGGCAGCGGCAGCCAUGGAGUCCUCGGCCGAGCUGCAGGCCCUGGGCUACGAGGCAAUUAGCCCGGGCUCUGCCUCAAUUAGCACAUCCAGUUCGCCACCCGGAGAAUCGACAGUGGCUGGCGGCGGGAUUGGUAGUGCCCCCCGCUCCGACUGGAAAUACAAACGGACGAAAGUCAAGCGACGACAGCAGCGCCUCAAUUCGCACAGCAACCUGCCCGGCAGCACCAAUGCCUCCCACGCCCACUCCCACCACCCCCUCGUGAACCUGCCGCCCAGGCAGCGCUACCUGAAGGUCAACCAGGUGUUCGAGAGCGAGCGCCGCAUGUCGCCGGCCGAGGUGCAGCGCAAUCACGGCAAAAUCGUGCUGCUCGGACUCUUUGAGCUCUCCACAUCGAGGGGACCCCGGCCGGAUGGACUCAGCGAACUGGGAGCUGCCACCAUGGCCGUGGAGCACAUCAACCGCAAGCGCCUGCUGCCGGGCUACACCCUCGAACUCGUGACCAACGAUACUCAGUGUGAUCCUGGAGUGGGCGUGGAUCGCUUUUUCCACGCCAUCUACACACAGCCCUCGACGAGGAUGGUGAUGCUGCUGGGAUCGGCUUGUUCGGAGGUCACCGAAAGCCUGGCCAAGGUGGUGCCCUACUGGAACAUCGUGCAGGUCUCCUUUGGCUCAACAUCGCCGGCGUUGAGCGAUAGGAGGGAGUUCCCCUACUUUUACAGGACCGUGGCCCCGGAUUCCUCGCACAAUCCGGCGCGCAUCGCUUUCAUCCGGAAGUUUGGCUGGGGAACGGUGACCACAUUCUCGCAGAACGAGGAGGUCCAUUCGCUGGCGGUGAACAAUUUGGUCACCGAGCUCGAGGCGGCGAACAUAUCCUGUGCCGCCACCAUCACCUUCGCGGCCACCGACUUCAAGGAGCAGCUGCUGCUACUCAGGGAGACGGACACGCGCAUCAUCAUCGGCAGCUUCUCGCAGGAGCUGGCCCCCCAAAUCCUGUGCGAGGCCUACAGGCUGCGAAUGUUCGGGGCGGACUACGCCUGGAUCCUCCACGAGAGCAUGGGCGCCCCCUGGUGGCCGGACCAGCGAACCGCCUGCUCCAACCACGAGCUGCAGCUGGCCGUCGAAAACCUUAUCGUGGUGUCCACGCACAACAGCAUCGUUGGAAAUAACGUCAGCUACAGCGGACUGAACAAUCACAUGUUCAACUCGCAGCUGCGCAAACAAUCCGCCCAGUUCCACGGCCAGGAAGGAUUUGGUUCCGGUUCUGGCUCCAGGAUCAGUAUCACCGCACCGCAAUCGGAUUCGCGCCGGCGGAGGAGGAGGGGGUUGGGUGGAAGCGGAGGUCACCUCUUCCCGGAGGCCAUAUCGCAGUAUGCACCGCAGACCUACGACGCCGUGUGGGCCAUUGCUUUGGCCUUGAGAGCCGCCGAGGAGCACUGGCGGCGCAACGAGGAGCAGUCGAAGCUGGACGGAUUCGAUUACACUCGGAGCGACAUGGCCUGGGAGUUCCUGCAGCAGAUGGGCAAGCUGCACUUUCUGGGAGUAUCGGGUCCAGUUUCCUUCAGCGGACCGGAUCGCGUUGGCACCACCGCCUUCUACCAAAUCCAGCGCGGUCUUCUGGAACCGGUGGCCCUCUACUAUCCGGCGACGGAUGCCCUGGACUUCCGGUGUCCUCGCUGCCGGCCGGUGAAGUGGCACAGCGGGCAGGUGCCCAUCGCCAAGCGGGUGUUCAAGCUGCGGGUGGCCACCAUCGCUCCACUGGCCUUCUACACCAUCGCCACGCUCUCGAGCGUGGGGAUUGCCCUGGCCAUAGCCUUUCUCGCCUUCAAUUUGCAUUUUCGCAAGCUCAAGGCAAUUAAACUUUCCAGCCCCAAGCUGAGCAACAUCACCGCAGUGGGCUGCAUCUUUGUGUACGCCACCGUCAUCCUUUUGGGUCUGGACCACUCGACGCUGCCCUCGGCGGAGGACUCCUUCGCUACGGUCUGCACGGCACGCGUCUAUCUGCUCUCCGCCGGAUUUUCCCUGGCUUUUGGAUCGAUGUUUGCCAAAACCUACCGAGUUCACAGGAUCUUUACGCGCACCGGAAGUGUUUUUAAGGACAAGAUGCUGCAGGACAUCCAACUGAUCCUGCUCGUCGGCGGAUUGCUUCUGGUGGAUGCGUUGCUGGUUACCCUUUGGGUGGUCACCGAUCCCAUGGAGCGGCAUCUCCACAAUCUUACGCUCGAGAUAAGCGCCAUCGAUAGGAGUGUCGUCUACCAGCCGCAGGUGGAGGUGUGUCGUUCGCAGCACACACAAACGUGGCUAAGUGUCCUGUACGCCUACAAGGGCCUCCUCCUCGUGGUGGGUGUGUACAUGGCCUGGGAGACGCGGCAUGUGAAGAUCCCCGCCCUGAAUGACUCCCAGUACAUUGGAGUCUCUGUCUACAGUGUGGUCAUCACCAGCGCCAUUGUCGUGGUGCUGGCCAACUUGAUUUCGGAGCGAGUCACCCUGGCCUUCAUCACCAUCACGGCUCUGAUUUUAACCAGCACCACGGCCACGCUUUGCCUGCUUUUCAUUCCCAAACUUCACGACAUCUGGGCGAGAAACGACAUUAUCGACCCGGUAAUCCACAGCAUGGGUCUGAAGAUGGAGUGCAACACCCGACGAUUCGUGGUGGACGAUCGAAGGGAACUGCAGUAUCGCGUGGAAGUGCAGAACAGGGUUUACAAAAAAGAGAUACAGGCCUUGGACGCCGAGAUCCGCAAGUUGGAGCGACUGCUGGAGUCCGGACUGACCACCACGUCCACCACGACGUCGUCCUCCACGUCCCUUCUUACUGGCGGUGGUCACCUGAAGCCGGAACUGACAAUCACCACUGGGAUUUCGCAAGCUCCGCCUGCCAGUAAAACCAGAACACCGAGUAUCUCGGGAAUACUACCGAAUCUUCUGCUCUCCGUGCUGCCACCGGUGAUUCCCCGAGCCAGUUGGCCCUCAGCAGAGUACAUGCAGAUCCCGAUGAGGCGGUCUGUGACUUUUGCCUCGCAGCCCCAACUGGAGGAAGCCUGCCUGCCGGCACAGGACUUGAUUAACCUUCGGCUAGCCCACCAACAGGCCACGGAGGCCAAGACGGGAUUGAUCAACCGACUGCGAGGGAUAUUCUCGCGCACCACUUCGAGUAACAAGGGUUCCACGGCCAGUUUGGCGGAUCAAAAGGGUCUGAAAGCGGCCUUCAAAUCGCACAUGGGUCUGUUCACCCGUCUGAUUCCCUCCUCGCAAACGGCCUCCUGCAAUGCCAUUUACAACAGUCCAAAUCAGGACUCCAUGCCCGUGGAGUCAUCCCACCCAAAUGGCAAUCACCUCAAGCCCAUCCACAGGGGUUCCCUGACCAAGAGUGGCACCCACCUGGAUCACCUCACCAAGGAUCCGAAUUUUUUGCCCAUACCCACCAUUUCGGGGGGAGAGCAGGUGGAUCAGCAAUUGGGCGGAAAGUAUGUGAAACUGCUGGAGACCAAGGUGAACUUUCAGUUGCCCAGCAACCGCAGACCUUCGGUGGUGCAACCGGCCCCCAGUUUGAGAGAGAGGGUGAGGGGCUCCCCUCGCUUUCCCCACCGCAUUCUGCCGCCCACUUGUAGUCUCAGCGCUCUGGCCGAAUCCGAGGAUCGUCCCGGAGACAGUACUUCCAUCUUGGGAAGCUGCAAGUCCAUACCUCGCAUUUCCCUGCAACAGGCAACCAGUGGAGGUACCUGGAAAUCGAUGGAGACGGCGGCCAAGUCGAGGCUUUCCCUGGGUGAUUCCCAGGAGGAGGAGCAGACGCCUGCGAACGGCCUGGAUUAGAGUAGAUGCCCUGUCCUUUGUCCACGGUCCAAGUCCAAGUCCAAGUCCUCGUCAAUUAAAAGCGAAACACCAAGCAAUUAUUUAACGACACACCCACAGAUUCUGCCUCCCAGAAUAGCGCGUGUGCAACUGACCAAUCAUCAGCUUAAAGCAAUCAAACGCAUUAGGUUAGAACGCUAGAUAAGUCACGAUAGGAACCCCCUUUCCUCAUUUAUUAUUACUCCUAGCUAGUCAUCUUCCUGAACUUAGCAGAAUCAGCUGCACAGAGAAAAAUGCAAGCACAUUGUGCUCUGCCUAGAAGUAGCAUUCGUCUAGAUAUUCGUAUUGAGUCUUUGUUUUUAGUAUCAGCAUAGUUUUCUAAAAACUAACAUCAGUAUUCGCUUAUUGAAUAAACCUAUUAAUAGUAUAUUGACUAACUCUAGUUGCCAAGUUUUUAGGUAUUUGACAGGAAAAUUGUUAUUUUUGUAUAACAUGUUAUUUAUAUGGGAUUGAUCUCUCAGAGUAUAAUUUUGUUUUAAAUAUUUAAGACUUAUUAUUUAAUAAUUUCUCAACAUUUCAGAGAAUUUUGGUUGACAUGUUCAUUUUAAAGGCUUAAUUCCAACGUUUUAAGCCAAGAAAGAACAUAAUAUUUUUUUUAUUCUCAUUUUUAUACCCUACAAACGGUAUAAGGGUAUCGGCUGAUCGGCAACGAUCCAGCCAAACUCACUCAAAAAUUUUGGAUAUUUAUUUUUCUUAAUUGUUGAUUAUAAUUUUAGUGACAUUUUUGAGGCUUAUUAAUCUUUGGAUACUAUUACAUCGAGGUCGCUUAAACAUAGUUUUAAACAUAAUCGCAUCUCUCUGUGUAGAACCUCCUUCGCCAUGUGAUUGAUCCUCUCAUCUAGUUUAAGUAGAUGAGCUGACGGCCAGCUCCAGUUGACCCCGCAAGUUGUGAUUAACCCGCUUCUUAACCCUUGCCUCCUUGGUACCCUAGAUUUAAGUGGAUCCGUGUUUGUUUUCUUGUUGUUGUGCCGCCGCAGGACGGCAAUAUCUGCGGUGUAUCUACAGUGUAUCCAGUGAGCAAUACUAAGUAUCGUACUUAAAGUUUAGACUUAGCAUCAGCCGAGAAUCAGAGUAGAGUAGGGGCUAGCAGUCAGUCAGUUUGAUUAAUCAUCGCAGACGAACCAUGAAUCAUGUAGGAGUCCAGAGAUGUAAGGGCGAAAGCCAAAACACUUGAGAACUCCUCAAGACUAAGCCGUAAGUUUUAGUAUUGUAAUCCAAUUCGAUUCCACCCCACAAUUCACACUCGACCUUCCAACGACUCGGAUAACUUGAAUAAACAGAAAAGUCUAAGCAGAAAUGCCAAGCCAGAAUAAUGAUUAAUUAAUUAAACUUGUUUUAUUGAGUGCCGCCCCGGGGGAACCGAAACCGCUGCAGAUUCGGAUACAGAUACAAAUGUCGGGCGGGCCAAGAGAAAUGACUUUGUAUAAAGCCGUGAAAUGAGUUGGCCAAGUGGAUCCUGCACAAUGGCCACCGAAACUAAUAGAACUCGGUGAUUAAGUUGACGCUGCAAUUUGUUACCAUAAAUAAAUAAAUAAAUCGGAUGACCGAAAACGGCGGGCGGUCGACCUGAACUACGGCUUCUUUUCCAUCCGUUUGUUCCUGCACUUUCUCUCCGU